Molecule: messenger RNA, 189 nt
Organism: Prunus armeniaca (apricot)
Lineage: Eukaryota; Viridiplantae; Streptophyta; Magnoliopsida; Rosales; Rosaceae
Source: the annotation of a GenBank genome assembly
AUGGAUCCGCAGCCAGAGCCAGUCUACUACAUCUGUGGAGAUUGUGGGAUGGAGAUUCCCUUGAAGCCAAACGAUGUGAUUCAGUGCCGCGAAUGCGGUUACCGGAUCUUAUACAAGAAACGCACUCGUCGCAGCGCAUAUGUCUUUGGUUCCCUGCUCGUUGUUCUUCUUCCUAGAGGGUUAAACUGA